This is a messenger RNA of Yamadazyma tenuis ATCC 10573, 1601 nucleotides long. RefSeq lists its product as uncharacterized. The record is from RefSeq and is a predicted model, not a curated record. Gene Ontology annotation, molecular function: transmembrane transporter activity. NCBI's taxonomy places the organism in Eukaryota, Fungi, Ascomycota, Pichiomycetes, Serinales, Debaryomycetaceae. Gene Ontology annotation, biological process: transmembrane transport. Gene Ontology annotation, cellular component: membrane.
GAGAGCCACAAUCCGACUGCAAAUAGCAUAUAAGAGGAUUACCUCCAGGUUAGUUUUCCAUUAUUACCAUGAGUGAUAAAGCCGUUAGUAUUGCUACAGCCGAACAGGUGUCGCCCAUAUCGUCGGCAGAACCAAAAGCGUCUACUUUGGACAAGAUCAAAAGAGUAGUAUGGGACUCUUUAGAUAAGUCACCAGAAGAAAGAAAAUACGUUUUCAAAAUCGACUGCUGGAUUAUGACAUAUGUUUGUGUGUCAUACUUUGUCAAGUACUUGGACUCCACCAACGUGUCCAACGCCUAUGUGUCAGGAAUGAAAGAAGAUUUAAGUUUUGGAGGAAAACAGUAUAACUGGGUGUCAACCUGGUACACAAUCGGAUAUAUUAUUGGCCAGGUGCCUUCUCAAUACGCGAUCAACAAGAUUCGGCCUUCCAUUUGGUUGCCAACCAUGGAGAUUCUUUACGGGGCGUUUGUGAUGGCCACUGCCGGUGCUACCACGGUGCAUCAAGUAUACUGCUUCCGUUUUUUUGUGGGUUUGUUUGAAAGUACCGCGUACGUGGGGAUUAUGACACUUCUCUCAAACUUCUAUCUUCCUUCAGAGAUGGGAAAGAGAACAUGUAUCUUCCAAACCUCUUCGAGUGCUGCUCAGAUGUUCCUGGGAUAUUUACAAUCGGCUUUGUACAGCGGAAUGAACGGAAGAGGUGGCCUUGCAGCCUGGAGAUGGUUGUUCAUUUUCGACGGUGUUAUUACGUUCCCCGUUGCAUUUGUGGGAUAUUUCGCCAUUCCUGAUGAACCUUUUAGUUCAAAGGCCAAGUGGUUUAAUGAAAAAGAUAGACGGAUUGGUACUGAGAGAAUGAGGAAAGGAAAGAUUAACACCAAACCCAAGAUCAAAGUGUCCGAUCUUGUUGCAUUGAUCAGUGACUGGCCAUUCUGGAUCUUUAGUUUGGCUUUCACUGGCCAUGUGUUGGGAAUCAAGUUAUACUCUUAUAUGAAUUUGUGGCUUAAAUCAACUGGUGACUACUCGGUGCAACAGCUCAAUAAUCUUCCUACCGCUGGGUACGGAGCCCAGAUAUUCUUCACCUUGUGCUGGGCAUGGUUGUCUGAUGGUAUUGGCAAGCGUUGGCCGGUGGUGACGUUGGCCACGGUGCCUGCCAUUAUCGGAACAAUAAUUUUAUGGGUGUGGCCUGAGCAUAAUCGUGCUGCAUUGUUUGCUGGUUGGUAUCUCUUGUUCAUUGAAACAGGGGCUGGAGCUUUGUUCAUUUCCUGGAUCGCUGAGACGAUGAGUACAAAUGUUGAACAGAGAUACUUGUUGAUUGGAUUGGUAGAGACGGUUUCGUUCACGUUUAGUGCGUGGGUCCCCCUUUAUUUGUACCCAGCAGACGAGGCUCCAAGGUACAAAUACGCUUAUCCAUUAACUUUUAUGUUCUUUCUUAUUGAAGCUUUGUGUGCUCUCUCAAUUGCGUUGAUCCAACACUUAGAGAAGAAGGGAGUUCUCAAGAAUAAGCAUGAAUAUGAGGUAUAUGUGGAAGAUGACGAGCAGGAGAGCCAUCAAAUUACUGCAGAGAAGGAAAGUGUUUAGUUUUGUGAAUGAAAGUUAGUUAUGAUG